UCAAGCGAUUCCAAAAUUCCAACAGUGAUUUCCCAAGCCUGUUUGCAAGGCACCGUUUCAUUUCUGGUUCAAAUUCCUAGCCAUCACGGGCACUCAUUAAGAUAAGCCUGUUGGGUCAGCAGGACACCCUCAUGCUUUUUUAUUUUUGCUCUUCCUCUUUCCCCCCACCUCUUCUUAAACUUCAGAUUCUUUGCAAAGUCAAAAGUAAGAUUUAUUAUGGAGAAAAUUUCUCAUGCUGAAGUGACAGUCAAUUACAGCCAAAAAAGAUUUUCGGCGGACCCAUUAAAGGCUAUUGCAUAUCACUACAAUCACCGUCAAGAUAAGAAGAUCACCCAUUAAGCAAACAGUAGCUAUGAAUUGGAGAUAAAAAGCUCACAAAGCCAGGGAAAAGCUUUGGAAUGGUUUCUAAUAUUCUAUUGUGUACAUGGAAAAUUACUACUAUUCUGGCUGGCCUCUGGGCACCAACUUGGUUCAAUUAAACUAUGCAUCAAACAGUGAUCAAUCUCCUUUUUCAGUCUCAACGCAAACACUGCCUCUUGCCUCUGACUCUGCCUCUCUUCAAUUUGGCAAGUUCCCUUCGUGGCCUGUACCCAUUGAAGGGGUCGCAGAACAAAGAGCAACAAGUGCUUCCAAGAGCCAUAGCCAAGCAGAGAAAAGGCGCAGGGACAGGAUCAAUUUACAGCUUGCAACUCUCAGAAAAAUGAUUCCCAAGUCUGAUAAGAUGGACAAGGCAGCUUUACUAGGGAGUGUCAUAGACCAUGUCAAAGAUCUAAAGCGAAAAGCCAUGGAUGUAAGUAAAGCCAUUACUGUUCCAACUGAAAUUGAUGAAGUAACAAUUGACUAUAACCCAGCUCAAGAUGAAAGCUAUACCAAAGCAAACAUGUUUAAGGAAAAUAUGGUCAUCAAAGCUUCAGUUUGCUGCGAUGAUAGACCAGAACUGUUCCCCGAGCUGAUCCAAGUCCUCAAAGGACUGAGACUCAAAGCAGUUAAAGCUGACAUAGCCAGUGUUCGUGGCAGAACUAAAAGCAUAUUGGUGCUUUGCUCGAGGGAUAGUGAAGAGGGUAGUGUUUGCCUUGGCACUCUCAAACAGUCCCUUAAAUCAGCUGUGAACAAAAUCGCUUCAUUAUCCGUGGCACCAAAUUAUCCCACAAGAAGUAAGAGGCAGAGGUUCUUCUUGCCUUCUCCUUGCGUAUAAUAAUUUAUGGGUUUAGCUUUUGGGAAAAGCAUUUGACAUGUUUCGUUGAAAAAUGAAUACUUGUUAUGUUAUGAAAAAGACUAAUUUAUUAAGGGAAAUAU
Gastrolobium bilobum is the source of this 1296-nucleotide messenger RNA. Its product is annotated as transcription factor bHLH51-like. The transcript has 2 exons. Lineage: Eukaryota; Viridiplantae; Streptophyta; Magnoliopsida; Fabales; Fabaceae. The record is from RefSeq and is a predicted model, not a curated record. Gene Ontology annotation, biological process: regulation of DNA-templated transcription. Gene Ontology annotation, molecular function: protein dimerization activity; DNA-binding transcription factor activity. Bases 425 to 1195 code for a protein of 256 amino acids.